GUGGAGUCGGCUUCUGAGAGCCGUAGGAUUAUGUAUCCAAAUGCUGAAUUUAUAUUUCCCACUAGGAAAAGACCGAAACUCAGAUGCUUCAGAAACUUGCUGUGUGUUUGCCACGGGUUCUGCCAACCAACUGGAGAGGGGACUUUCCUAUUCUUUCAUUAGUCAAGCAUAACAUUAUCUUGAACUAAUUAUUCCUCUCCACAUGGCCUUCCUACUAGUGUCAGCUUAUCUUCUGCUGACUCAUGCUCAGGGUGCUCCUGCUGAGCAUGGGGCACUGUUGGAAACACUGAAGUCACAAGUAGGAUUAUUCAGCAAUAAAAGCGAACACUAUUCGGCACAGGUGAGACCUCCUGGCACAAGCCGACAAAUACCUCAGACAAUCAUCAUAGGAGUUCGUAAAGGAGGGACAAGGGCUUUGCUGGAAAUGUUGGAUAUUCAUCCUAAUAUUGUGGUAGCAGCUACAGAAGUCCAUUUCUUUGACUGGGAUGAAAAUUAUGUGAAAGGAAUAGACUGGUAUAGAAGUCUGAUGCCAUUUUCUUAUGGAAAUCAAAUUACAAUUGAGAAAACACCAGGCUAUUUUACAUCACCACAGGCUCCAGAAAGAAUUCAUGACAUGAAUAGCUCUAUUAAACUGCUGCUCAUUCUAAGAGAUCCCACUGAGAGAGUUAUAUCUGACUAUACCCAAGUAUAUUACAACAGAGUAGAAAGCCACAAGCCUGUUCAGCUUUUUGAAGAUAUUGUUAUUAAGAAUGGAGCACUUAAUACCAAAUACAAAGCUAUUCAGAGAAGUCUAUAUGAUGUUCAUAUGGAAAAGUGGCUUAAGCAUUUCAGUUUGGAUCAGAUUCACAUAGUGGAUGGCAAUACUUUAAUCAAGGACCCUCUUCCUGAAUUACAAAAAGUUGAAAGAUUUCUAAAUCUUCCUUCCCGGAUUAUGUCUUCUAAUUUUUAUUUUAACCAAACCAAGGGAUUCUACUGCAUUAGAAGUGAUGGAAGGGAGAGAUGUUUACAUGAAUCCAAAGGCCGCCCCCAUCCCCUUGUGAACAACACUGUUUUAGAGCAACUGUAUUCUUACUUCAGAGAGCACAAUGCAAAAUUUUACAGAAUGGUUAAUCAUUCCUUUGACUGGCAUUAAUGCAUUUGGAAUCAAUGUUUCUUAAAAAGGGCCUGAAACAAAGUCUUUCAAAUAUAUCUUUCUAAACUGUAGAGAUUGGUACUAUGAGAACUUAACAUACUGGUUAUAUGCUUCAUUGGAAUAACACAUGUGUUAAC
Messenger RNA from Haliaeetus leucocephalus (bald eagle), 1269 nucleotides. Its product is annotated as heparan sulfate glucosamine 3-O-sulfotransferase 1-like. The record is from RefSeq and is a predicted model, not a curated record. Bases 203 to 1132 code for a protein of 309 amino acids. The transcript is spliced from 2 exons. Gene Ontology annotation, molecular function: [heparan sulfate]-glucosamine 3-sulfotransferase activity. Lineage: Eukaryota; Metazoa; Chordata; Aves; Accipitriformes; Accipitridae.